AUGACGGUUAUGUCAUUUCACAUGCAACCAGCAAUUGUUUGGGCACAGCGUAAAGAUGGCAAUGUUCUUGUAACAAUCCGUGUUCAUGAUUGCAUCGAUCCAUACAUUAAACUUAACCCAACAACAUUGACAUUCAGAGGAGAAUCUGAUAACAAAGAAAAUAAGUUCGAUUUAACACUUGAACUUUAUAAAGAGACUAUUGUUGAUGAAUCUAAGUACAACGUUAAGCCACGUGGUAUCGAAAUUAUCCUUAAGAAGAAGGAUACAUCAAUUUGGUGGCCACGUCUUGCAAAGACAACAAAGAAACUCCAUUAUAUUACAGUCGACUGGGAUAGAUGGAUUGAUGAGGAUGAUGAAGAAGAAAAGAAUGGCUACGAUUGGCAAAAUCAAGGAAUGAACUUCGGUGAUAUGGGAGAAGACGAUGAUGAUGCUGAUGAUGGAAUGGAGGAAGCUGCACCUUCUGCCCCACCAGCUGAAGAUAUUAAGCCUGAAAUUGACUAA
Trichomonas vaginalis G3 is the source of this 501-nucleotide messenger RNA. Its product is annotated as prostaglandin-E synthase protein. The transcript has a single exon. Bases 1 to 501 code for a protein of 166 amino acids. Gene Ontology annotation, cellular component: nucleus; cytosol. Gene Ontology annotation, biological process: protein folding; chaperone-mediated protein complex assembly. The record is from RefSeq and is a predicted model, not a curated record. Gene Ontology annotation, molecular function: Hsp90 protein binding; protein-folding chaperone binding. Lineage: Eukaryota; Parabasalia; Trichomonadida; Trichomonadidae.